Messenger RNA from Rotaria socialis, 642 nucleotides. The record is from the annotation of a GenBank genome assembly. Lineage: Eukaryota; Metazoa; Rotifera; Eurotatoria; Philodinida; Philodinidae.
AUGUGCACAUUACUGAUAACAACAUUUAUCGUCGUUGCAGCUGUUGGUAGAUUGGGAUAUGCGUAUGAUCUCAAUGCAGAUUUAUCUCGCGGAUUGGUUGGAAGCCUUUCGUCAAAACAUCGUACGCUUCUUGAGGAUGGUACAUCUUUUACUGAUUUUCCUGAAGAUUAUGCAGCGAUCUACUUGAAAGAACAAAGUUUACAUAAUAUUCCACCUCCCACUGGUAUUUAUGAAAUUUGGCCGAGACAAGGAAAACCGAUUAAAGUUCUGCGUGACAUGAACAUUGAUGGUGGUGAUUGGGCCGUCUUUCAAAAACGAGGCGAUUAUACAUCUAAAGAAGAUUUCUAUCGAACCUGGCUCGAAUACAAACAAGGCUUCGGUGACCUACAACGACAGUUUUGCAGGUCGUUUUCAACCAAAGAUCAAGAUAAUGACGCAUAUUCUGGGUCAUGUGCACAACUGCACAAUGGAGUCUGGUGGUAUUAUCAUUGCCAUAAUUCUAAUCUGAAUGGAGGAUAUUUACGGGGACCUCAUCCAACAACAGAUAGUGUAGGUGUGAAUUGGGCGACAUUUAGACGUCUUUACUACUCAUUGAAAAUGACAACUGAAAUGAAAAUUCGGCCAGUUUGGUUUAAACCAUAA